CAGUUGUAUGUUUGCAGAGAUGAUGAAACCCGUGUUUAGAUGGUACACAGAGCCGGUUUGAUGGUGUCCACAAGGUGAGUAGGUGAAAGGUGACCCCGGUUGAACGUCGCGGGGGGCGUGUCGUGACGUCACGGAACAAUGGUGCGAUCUGAACGUCCGAGUUUAUUACAGAAGAGUCCAGACCGAAGCGGAGCUCAGAAAGUCUCUCAGCACCGUGAAUCCGACGCGCAAUCGGGGCAAUAAACGCUCGUAACCUUGACUGACCUCAAGUCAACGCACGGCGCUGAAGUCCACUCGCAUAUGCCGGUCGCGAGCGCCUGAACGGCGGAUUUCGUUUCCACGGUGGCUACUGAAGCUGGAGCGCGUGACGUCUUCUGGCGUGCGUACAAUCGUGACUUUGGCUCUGAGCGAUCCGUAGACGUCGCGCAGAAGGGGCUCUUCACAAACCGUCUCUCACAUGAUGUACACAAUAACCAGAGGUCCCAGCAAAUUUGUUACACAACGGAGAACAGGGCCUACGCAACAGAUUGAGAGCAAAGCGACCGACCUGAAACCCAAGCAAAGCCACUGGCUCGUACCGGAUUCACCAGCGCCUAAGAUUGUAUUUCACCGGCUGAACGGAAAGCGGUUCCACAGAUCAACCUCUCCGAAAGCCGAAAACACCAGUGAUGGAUUCACCCCAGCACACGAGGAAAAUGUUCGGUUUGUUUACGAGGCUUGGCAGGAGGUGGAACAGAAGCUCGGAGAGGGAUCCCAGCCGGAGAACGGGAAAGGCCUGGUUCAGUACGCAGAGAGAAGCCCCAAUCCCGGCAUGAAGAAUUUUGUGCCUAUUGAUCUAGAGGAGUGGUGGGCCAAGCGUUUCCUGGCCAACAUUGCCAACCUGUCAUGACAGGUGCAUGAUGGGGCAUGAGUGCGAGGUGUGUCUGAGCGGUCCGGACUGAGGCAGUGCAGCCUGACUCUGCUGAUGAGCUUAGGUGAUCAUGCCAGAGAUUCGCACACUUCCUGUGAAACUGUUUGCCCAGCCAGAUCCAGACUCCCUCUCAUGCACACGGAAGAUGAUCAGAUUUUUCUUCUGCUUUUCUUUCUUUGUUAGAAAGUGAGAUGUCUGUUUUUCUCAGCAGCUCUUUGCAAAAAAAAAGUGAUGUUAUAAAACAACCCAAAAAAAAGUCCAGUAAAAAGUUUUUCCAAGA
Molecule: messenger RNA, 1190 nt
Organism: Carassius gibelio (silver crucian carp)
Lineage: Eukaryota; Metazoa; Chordata; Actinopteri; Cypriniformes; Cyprinidae
Product: MAPK regulated corepressor interacting protein 2
Exons: 5
Coding region: 458-889 (143 amino acids)
Source: RefSeq, a predicted model, not a curated record